AUGUUGCUGCUCAUCACUCCGAAGCUCGAGGUUCAGAUGAGAGGACUUUUUGAUGUAACGACGUAUAACAUUGCUGCGGUGUUUGUAUCUGUGAUACCCAACAAAUUCCAUUUCGCGAACUUUACUGAGGACAGCGACGUGGCGGGGUUGACGGUGAAGUAUGAGGAUGUGGGCGAGUGUGCAGACUUGACGACAUACGAGCUGACUUUCCUGGACCAAACGGUAGCAGUGACACGAGCAACUGCCAACAGGAUAGCUUACGCCUUCACACAGUGCGUCGACGUGACAUUCACUCUGGUGCGCUACCUGGGCGGCUUGGAAAUUGGAAAUAGAUCUGUUACGCAAGACUUCGCUCCGAAAGACUUCAACUUCAUAAACUUCAUGGAGUCGUCGAACGAUACUGGCUACAGCUUCUCGUUUGACGAGUCCUGCUUGUGCAAAGAUCGAGCCACUUACACCCUCACAAUCAACGACGAAACGAUUGAUGUAAACUACGGCCAAACAGGGCACCACGCCAAGACGUUCACAGCGUGCAUUCCUGUCGUGACGUUCACACUGCGCCGUUAUGUGGGGGGCGUUGAGUACGGAAAUGAGGGAACCAUAACUGACUUUGCCCCUCAAAAUUUCAAAUUCCGCGAUUUCAAAGAAUCUUCGGACAACACGGGCUAUACGUACUACUUCGAUGACGAUGGUCUGUGCACUAGCUUGACCAAUUACAAACUUUCCAUCAACUCCGACACCUUUGAUGUGACGCGCGCCCAGGACGGCUCCAGGUCGCACACCUUCACGCAGUGCGAAGAAAACGUAAAAUUUACGCUUCGCCGCUACGUUAGCACGAGGCUCAUCGGGGAUCCCAUUGAACUCACGGAUUUUGCCCCGAGAAGUAAUUCUUAG
Messenger RNA from Hyalella azteca, 894 nucleotides. RefSeq lists its product as uncharacterized. The transcript is spliced from 4 exons. The record is from RefSeq and is a predicted model, not a curated record. The coding region runs from base 1 to 894 and encodes 297 amino acids. NCBI's taxonomy places the organism in Eukaryota, Metazoa, Arthropoda, Malacostraca, Amphipoda, Hyalellidae.